AUGAAUCCAAGAGUUUUUAGACCAAAUAGAAGACCGAGUGCUAUUUUUAGACCUUGGAAUGCAGCAACCUUGGGGGUUUGUCAAGAUCAAAACGUACCCUUGGAGGAGAAAAAGCUAUUUGUCAAUAAUAAAUACGCGAAAUAUAACCUUGUUAAUGAUAAUAGUAACAUCAGAGUUGCGCCUACUAGAUCUAAUACAUUUCCAUCACCAUCCUCUACCACCACCGACCCAUCCUCUUCAUCAUUAGCUAACAACAACAAUAAUCCAUAUCUUAAUAGAUCUUCAAGAAGUAAUACAGUGUCAUCUUUUACUUCAACAGCAGCUUCUGCUAGUAGUAAGGAACCAACUACUACAACAACAACAAUCGAAAAAGAUGAUGAUUAUUGGUGUAGUAGUGUAGUUCAAACUGACCAAAAUAAAAACGAUAAUGAUGAUUAUUGGAAUGUUAAGACUGAAGCUACUGCUACUAACCAGAAUAAUGAUAGUUGGGACAUGAAGAAUAAUGAAGAGAACAACGGAGGCUGGAAUGUAAAUAAUAUUGAGGAAGAUAUUAGGAAUGAAGAUUGUGAUGUGAAGAAUAACGAAGAGGAUGAUGGAGGUUGGAAUAUGAAGAACAAUGAAGAGAAGAAUCGAGGUUGGAAUAAUGUAACUGAAUAUACCAAUGAAAAAAAUGAAGGGUUGAGUGAAAAUAUUAAUAGGAAAAAGAACGAAUGUUGGAACAGCAUUGUUGAAAACCCUAAUCAGAGUAACAAUCAAAAGGAUGUAGAGGAUUAUAAUAAUAUCGUUGAAACUGCUAAUAAUAAAAAUGAUAACGACAACUGGAAUGAAGAAGAUACGGUUUCAAUUCCUACACCAAUUACUACCAUUUCAGCUAUAACUCCACCAAAAGAAGAAAAUCCUAAUAUUAUCAUAAUUAUAAUCCAAGAAUUAUUACCGAUAUUAAUAAUGGAAAUUUUGGUUAAACUCAAUAACAUCAAUAAUAGCACCGCUAAUAAUACUGAUACAGCAAUUGAUACUACUGGUAAUACAAAUGAACAAAAAUUACUUGAUUUUAGUGACGAUGAAGACAAAUCACCAGCUGUAAAUAAUAAUAGUGAGAAGGAAACAACUACUAACACAGCUACUGCAAAAAAAAAGAGAUCAGCGGAUUUUAAGAUAAUUGAUAUGGAAGGUUUCUUAAGGCAAGACCUAGAAGAAGGAUUAAAAAAGAUGGUGAAUGGACUACAGCAACGAAAUAUGAUUCCAUUGAAUAGUCAAUCAUUGGAUGAAUUAUUAAAAUGA
Molecule: messenger RNA, 1281 nt
Organism: Entrophospora candida
Lineage: Eukaryota; Fungi; Glomeromycota; Glomeromycetes; Entrophosporales; Entrophosporaceae
Source: the annotation of a GenBank genome assembly